This is a messenger RNA of Argentina anserina (silverweed cinquefoil), 1912 nucleotides long. RefSeq lists its product as uncharacterized. The transcript is spliced from 3 exons. The record is from RefSeq and is a predicted model, not a curated record. Bases 1158 to 1904 code for a protein of 248 amino acids. NCBI's taxonomy places the organism in Eukaryota, Viridiplantae, Streptophyta, Magnoliopsida, Rosales, Rosaceae.
CUUAAUGGCUUUUUACCAAUUUGAUUCUAGAGUGAGAGCAUAAACAUAUCGAUAGAAGAGGAUUUGAUAAGAUGAGCGAGAGGUGGAGAUAUUUUCGUGUUAAUGGGGACCAACCAUAUUAUGCAGGUAUAUAUUCUGGUCUCCCCUUCUAAAAGAUCAAAGCUUGUUUACUGUGAAUAUCUAUUAUGGGGGUAUGUUUCAUAGCAAGCAAGGGUUAAAUAGAAGAUAUGUUGGGGGAGAUGUUUUGUAUGUAGAUGGAGCAGUUCCAGACAAGAUCUCUAUGACGGAGUCAGUUUAUUGGGCAUAUGAUAUUGGGUAUGAACGUCCUCCAAUGCAAUGGUGGUUUAAGAUACCAGGUAGUGAAGAUAGCAGUGGUUUUUUGCCUGUAACAAGUGACUCAGAGGCAACUGAUAUGUGUAGAGUUGUGUCCCCAAGAACAAGAUUAAUGGAGUUAUUUAUAGUUUGUGAAGCAGAAAUGAGGGUGUUUAAAGAUGAUGAUCUAACUCGGUUUACAGAAAAUUUGGAUCAUUCAGGGUUUUUAGGUUGGAAGAUUGAUGAUGUUGAAGACGAGUAUGAGACUACACCUAAUGAGGACAAAGACUUGCUGAAAAUUAUUGAAGAGAAUGAAAGAAGUGUGAGGGUUGUGGACAAAGUGCAAGAGCAAGUGCAAAUGAGGAAAAAAAAUAAGGUUGACAAAGGUAAGAGGCAUGUUGAAGAAGCUCCAAAAUCACAGAAAAAAAAGAAGGAAGACCACCAAAACCUAAGACGUACUCGACGAGAAGCAUAGGGUACAUUUCAAGACAACGUAGAGGAGAGAGUUCAAGACAAAAUGGAGGAAGAGGUCAAUUAUACUUCAGAAAGUUGUACAGAUUCAGAUGAUCCCAAUUUUGAUGGGAUUGUUGAUUCAGAUUAUGAUUUGAAUUCAGAAGAUGACAAUGUAGAUUUUGAGCGGAAUGUGGAUGGUGACAAUAGAAGAGUUCAUGAAUGGGAUGCAAUGGGGUUUGAAGGUCAGAUUUCAGAAAAUGAUAGCGAUGAGUCUGAUGGCUUAAAAGAGUUUGCAUGGAUCAUCCAAUGAAGAAGGUGAAGAUAGAGGGAAGUUUCCUGUGAAGUGUCCUAAAAGGUUUAGUAAUUGGAGACAGUUCAAUCCCAAGGUGGAUAUGAAGGAACCUACAUUUAUAGUGGGGAUGGAGUUUCCUAGUUCUAAGGCGUUCAAAGCUGUUGUACGGAAACAUUAUGUUCAAACUGGGAAGGAGCUUAGAUUUCCUACUAAUUGCCGACAUAAGGUGGAAGCUAAGUGCUUAUAUGAAGGCUGCCCUUGGAGGAUAUAUUCAUCCACCACAGAUAAGAAAAACCUAUCAAUUUGGAUUAGGACAAUCUAUUUAGAGCACAUGUGCACUACACUUGGAAAGAAGGUUUAUCACAUGCAUGCACCUUUCAUAGUAGAGGAAUAUGCAAAUUUCUUCAUGACUGAUCCCAAGUGGAGCAGAGAACGAAUUCAAAAUGCUGUAAACCGUGAUUUUGAGAUGGAAGUUGAUUACCAAAUGUGUUACAGAGCAAAGAAGCAAGUAGAAAACAGAGCACAAGGGACUUAUGAAGAGCAAGUAGAAAAGAGAGCACAAUGUGUGGAAAACAGGGUCAUAAUUCUAGGACUUGUUUACGAAGGAAUCCGGUAUGAGAUGAAGAUGAUGUGUUUUACUUGUCUUUUUUAUGGUUGGAAAGAAGAUUAUAUUUGUGAUUUUGUUGGUUGUAGGGUCAAAAUGUGCAGCAGCCACCUAAUGCGAAUGAACAAGAUGGUGUGCAACAACAAAAUGCUCAUGAUGUUGCAGCUGGUUCCCAGCUACCACCUGAGUCAAGCCAGCCCCUUGAAAUUCAUUUAUAUUUGCAUGAAUUACGUUCUUUUUUAAUAAAUGCU